GAGCUCCUGUCAAAGACAGCCGAGAACUUCCAGGCAUCAGAGACACGCCGGCUGGAAGCAGAGGGCGUGGCGCACGAGCUCAAGCAGCGAAUCGUUCAGCUCGAGGCGCAGCUCAAGAGCAGGUCAGACCGGCCAGAAUCCAGUCCCGGCGAGCCGAUGGAGCCCAACGUGGAUCGUGUUUCGCUGGUCAGGAAUGCGCCAACUUUGCCCAAUACACCACUGCUGGAGACCCGCAAGGUGCUGGAUGCUCGCCGCAUCUCGAGCCAAUCUGGCUUGGGGUCGCAGGUGCGACUGGCUGACGAGAGUUGUGACAACUGUGGAUUGAGGGAACUUUCCGUCCCGGUCUUUACUCUUGACUGCAGUUUGGCACCGUGUCAAGUUGCGGGCUUGAAACGGCCCCCACGAAACCGAAUUACAGAAUUUGCUUUACGUUGCACGGGAAGUGUAGAACGGUCGCCUGCGACCUCAAAGCACUCUCGCUGUGGAUGCAAGUGGGGAGCAGCAGUCCUUGUCAAGAACAUGGCAACGAGAAGCUUCCGAACCACCUUGACUGCCUGUUUUGUUGUAGACGCCUCCUGUACUCGUAUAUGA
Symbiodinium necroappetens is the source of this 591-nucleotide messenger RNA. The record is from the annotation of a GenBank genome assembly. NCBI's taxonomy places the organism in Eukaryota, Dinophyceae, Suessiales, Symbiodiniaceae.